This is a messenger RNA of Pseudozyma flocculosa PF-1, 6552 nucleotides long. RefSeq lists its product as uncharacterized. Gene Ontology annotation, biological process: fatty acid biosynthetic process. Bases 1 to 6552 code for a protein of 2183 amino acids. Lineage: Eukaryota; Fungi; Basidiomycota; Ustilaginomycetes; Ustilaginales; Ustilaginaceae. The transcript is spliced from 2 exons. The record is from RefSeq and is a predicted model, not a curated record. Gene Ontology annotation, molecular function: metal ion binding; acetyl-CoA carboxylase activity; ATP binding.
AUGCCGAUUCCGGAUCACAAGGCAGUCGCCCACUUCAUUGGCGGCAACCCGCUCGAGACGGCGCCCGCCGGAGUGGUGGCCGACUUUAUCCGCAAGCAGGGCGGUCACAGCGUCAUCACCAAGGUGCUCAUCUGCAACAACGGUAUCGCCGCCGUCAAGGAGAUCCGUUCGAUCCGCAAGUGGGCCUACGAGACCUUCGGCCAUGAGCGGGCCAUCGAGUUCACCGUCAUGGCGACGCCCGAGGACCUCAAAGUCAAUGCCGACUACAUCCGCAUGGCCGACCAGUACGUCGAGGUCCCCGGCGGCUCCAACAACAACAACUACGCCAACGUCGACCUCAUCGUCGACAUUGCCGAGCGUGCCGGCGUCCACGCCGUGUGGGCCGGCUGGGGCCACGCCUCCGAGAACCCGCGGUUGCCCGAGAUGCUGGCCGCGUCGAAGCAGCGGAUCAUCUUCAUCGGGCCUCCCGGCUCGGCCAUGCGCUCGCUCGGAGACAAGAUCUCGUCGACGAUUGUGGCCCAGCACGCCGACGUGCCGUGCAUGCCCUGGUCGGGCACGGGCAUCAAGGAGACGAUGAUGAGCGAGCAGGGCUUCCUCACCGUCUCGGACGAGGUGUACCAGAAGGCGUGCAUCCACACGGCCGAGGAGGGCCUGGAAAAGGCCGAGGUGAUCGGCUUCCCCGUCAUGAUCAAGGCGUCCGAGGGCGGCGGAGGCAAGGGUAUCCGCAUGUGCAGCAACGCCGAGGACUUCAAGCAGCUCUACAACGCCGUGCUCGGCGAGGUCCCCGGCUCGCCCGUCUUUGUCAUGAAGCUCGCCGGCAAGGCGCGCCACCUCGAGGUCCAGCUGCUGGCCGACCAGUACGGCAACGCCAUCAGCAUCUUCGGCCGUGACUGCUCCGUCCAGCGCCGCCACCAGAAGAUCAUCGAGGAGGCUCCCGUCACCAUCGCCCCCGACGCAGCGCGCGAGGAGAUGGAGAAGGCCGCCGUCCGCCUGGCCAAGCUCGUCGGCUACGUGUCGGCGGGCACCGUCGAGUGGCUCUACUCGCCCGAGAACAACGAGUUCUCGUUCCUCGAGCUCAACCCGCGUCUCCAGGUCGAGCACCCGACGACCGAGAUGGUCUCGGGCGUCAACAUCCCCGCCGCCCAGCUCCAGGUGGCCAUGGGCAUCCCGCUCUACUCGAUCCGCGACAUCCGCACCCUCUACGGCAUGGACCCGCGCGGCAACGAGGUCAUCGACUUUGACUUUGCCGACCCGGAGAGCGUCAAGACGCAGCGCAAGCCGCAGCCCAAGGGCCACGUCGUCGCCUGCCGCAUCACGGCCGAGAACCCGGACACGGGCUUCAAGCCGGGCAUGGGUGCCCUGACCGAGCUCAACUUCCGCUCCAGCACCUCGACCUGGGGCUACUUCAGUGUCGGCACCAGCGGCGCGCUGCACGAGUACGCCGACUCGCAGUUCGGCCACAUCUUUGCCUACGGCGCCGACCGCUCCGAGGCGCGCAAGCAGAUGGUCAUCUCGCUCAAGGAGCUCUCGAUCCGCGGCGACUUCCGCACCACGGUCGAGUACCUCAUCAAGCUGCUCGAGACCGACGCGUUCGAGUCCAACACGAUCACCACCGGCUGGCUCGACGGACUGAUCCAGGACCGCCUCACCGCCGAGAGGCCGCCCUCCGACCUGGCCAUCGUCUGCGGCGCCGCCGUCAAGGCCCACCUGCUGGCGCGCGAGUGCGAGGACGAGUUCAAGCGCAUCCUCAACAAGGGACAGGUGCCGCCGCGCGACACGAUCAAGACGGUCUUCUCGAUCGACUUCAUCUACGAGAAUGUCAAGUACAACUUCACCGCCACCCGCAGCUCCAAGUCGGCGUGGACGCUCUACCUCAACGGCGGCCGCACCCUGGUCGAGCUGCGGCCCCUGACCGACGGCGGUCUGCUGGUGGGCCUGGCGGGCAAGUCGCACCCGGUCUACUGGCGCGAGGAGGUGGGCAUGACUCGCCUCAUGGUCGACUCCAAGACGUGCCUGAUUGAGCAGGAGAACGACCCCACCCAGAUCCGCAGCCCGUCGCCCGGUAAGCUGGUCCGCUUCCUUGUCGAGAGCGGCGAUCACGUCAAGUCUGGCCAGGCCAUCGCCGAGAUCGAGGUCAUGAAGAUGUACCUGCCCCUCGUCGCCGCCGAGGACGGCAUCGUGUCGUUUGUCAAGACGCCCGGCGUCGCCCUCAGCCCCGGCGACAUCAUCGGCAUCCUCUCGCUCGACGACCCCAGCCGCGUCCAGCACGCCAAGCCCUUCGGCGGCCAGCUGCCCGACUUUGGCCUGCCCGUCAUCGUCGGCAGCAAGCCGCACCAGCGCUUCGCCUAUCUCGUCUCCAUCCUCGGCGACAUCCUCGACGGCUACGACCAGAGCCCCGUGAUGCAGGCCACCAUCAAGGAGCUCAUCGAGGUGCUGCGCAACCCGGAGCUGCCCUACGGGCAGUGCACCCAGAUCCUCUCGAGUCUCUCGGGCCGUAUCCCGUCGCGCCUCGAGGACCUCCUCCGCAACGCUCUCGAGCUCGGACAGUCCAAGGGCGCCGAGUUCCCCGCGGUGCGCAUGCGCAAGCUGACCGAGAACUUCCUGCGCGACAGCGUCGACGCGGCCAUCCGCGGCCAGGUGCAGGCCACUGUGGCGCCGCUGACGCAGCUCUUUGAGGCCUACGCCGGCGGCCUCAAGGGCCACGAGGCCAACGUGCUGGCGGCGCUCCUCAACAAGUACUUUGACGUCGAGUCGCUCUUCACCGGCGAGGCCGACGUCAUCCUCGAGAUGCGCCUCCAGGCCGACGGCAACCUCGACAAGGUCGUCGAGCUGCAGACGUCGCGCAACGGUGUCAACCGCAAGAAUGCGCUGCUGCUGACGCUGCUCGACAAGCACAUCAAGCGCACCGCCCUCGUCUCGCGCACCACGGGCCCCAAGAUGGGCGAGGCGCUCAAGAACCUCGCCAGCCUGCAGGGCAAGUCGGUGGCGCCCGUGGCGCUCAAGGCGCGCGAGGUGUCGCUCGACGCCGACAUGCCCAGUCUCGGCGACCGCACCGCCCAGAUGGAGUCGAUUCUCAAGCUCUCGGUCACCUCGUCGACCUACGGCGGCGACUCGGACUACCACUCGCCCUCGCUCGAGGUGCUCCGCGAGCUCAGCGACAGCCAGUACUCGGUCUACGAUGUCCUCCACUCCUUCUUUGGCCACCGCGAGCACCACCUCGCCUUUGCCGCGCUCUGCACCUACGUCAUCCGCGCCUACCGCGCCUACGAGGUCAUCAAGUUCGACUACGCCGUCGAGGAGUUUGACAUCGAGGAGCGCGCCGUGCUCAGCUGGGACUUCCAGCUGCCCAGCCGCGCCCGCUCGGUCGAGGACCAGCGCCAGCUGUCGAUCAGCGACCUCAACAUGAUGGCCAAAAAGUCGCGCGAGGACGACGAGCUGCGCAGGGGCGUCAUGACCAGCUGCAGCACCGUCGAGGACAUCCCCGACGUCCUGAGCAAGGUGCUCAAGUACUACGGCCGCUCGCGCGACGGCGCCGCCGCCAUCAACGUGCUCAACAUCGCCGUCUCGGACACGACGGGCGCCCAGGACACCGACAUCCGCGCCAACCUGGUCCAGCACACCAACACCUUCGCCCGCCAGCUCGCCGCCGCCCGCGUCCGCCGCGUCACCUACCUCCUCUGCCAGCCUGGCAUGUACCCCUACUUUGCCACGCUCCGCCCCGACGACGCCGGCGUGUGGGCCGAGGUCAAGGCGAUCCGCAACAUCGAGCCGGCCCUCGCCUACCAGCUCGAGCUGGACCGCUUCAGCCAGAACUUUGAGAUCACGCCGGUGCCCGUGUCGUCGUCGACGAUCCACCUCUACUUUGCCCGCGGCAUCCAGAACCCGGCCGACACGCGCUUCUUUGUCCGCUCCCUCGUCCGCCCGGGCCGCGUGCAGGGCGACAUGGCCGCCUACCUCAUCUCCGAGUCGGACCGCAUCGUCAACGACAUCCUCAACGUCAUCGAGGUCGCCCUCGGCCAGCCCGAGUACCGCAACGCCGACGCCUCUCACAUCUUCAUGUCGUUCAUCUACCAGCUCGACGUCAGCCUCGAGGACGUCCAGAAGGCGCUCGCCGGCUUCAUCGAGCGCCACGGCACGCGCUUCUUCCGCCUGCGCAUCACAGGCGCCGAGAUCCGCAUCAUCCUCAAGAAGCGCAACGGCGAGUCGUGGCCGAUCCGCGCCUUUAUCACCAACGAGACCGGCCUCGUGGUGCGCUACGAGGCCUACGAGGAGGUCGCUGCCGACGACGGCUCGAGCAUCCUCAGGGCCAUCGAGCCCCAGGGCAGCGCCGCCCCGCUCCACGGCCAGAGCACCCACUUCCCCUACGCCACCAAGGUGGCGCUCCAGUCGCGCCGCUCGCGCGCCCACGCCCUCCAGACGACGUUCGCCUACGACUUCAUCGACGUGCUGCGCCAGGCGCUGCGCGCGUCGUGGGCCAAGGUCAACGCGGCCAAGACGCCCGCCGAGGUGCUCGCCUCGGUGUCCGAGCUGGUGCUCGACGACGGCGGCAAGCUCAAGGAGGUCAAGCGGCCCGCCGGCACCAACACCAUCGGCAUGGUCGCCUGGAUCAUUGAGGCCCUCACUCCCGAGUACCCCGCCGGCCGCAAGAUGGUCCUGAUUGCCAACGACGUCACCGUCCAGGCCGGCUCGUUCGGCCCCGUCGAGGACCGCCUGUUUGCUGCCGCCACCAAGCUGGCGCGCGAGCUGGGCGUGCCCAGGCUCUACGUCUCGGCCAACAGCGGUGCCCGCAUCGGUCUGGCCACCGAGGCGCUCGACCUGUUCAAGGCCAAGUUCGUCGGUGACGACGCCACCAAGGGCUUCGAGUACCUCUACCUCGACGACGCGGCCAAGGCGUCAAUCGACGCCACGGCGCCCAACAGCGUCCUCACCAAGGCCGUCGUCGCCGCCGACGGGACCACCCACCACCAGAUCACCGACAUCAUCGGCCUCUCGCAGGACGGCCUCGGCGUCGAGUGCCUCUCGGGCUCCGGCCUCAUUGCCGGCGAGACGAGCCGUGCCCGCGACGAGAUCUUCACUGCCACCAUCGUCACUGGCCGCAGCGUCGGCAUCGGCGCCUACCUGGCGCGCCUCGGCGAGCGCGUGAUCCAGGUCGAGGGAUCGCCCAUGAUCCUGACGGGAUACCAGGCGCUCAACAAGCUGCUCGGCCGCGAGGUAUACACGUCCAACCUCCAGCUCGGCGGACCGCAGAUCAUGUACAAGAACGGCGUGUCGCACAUGACGGCGCGCAACGACCUCGACGCGGUCAAGUCGUUUGUCAACUGGAUGUCGUUCGUGCCCGCCCAGCGCGGUGCCGCCGUUCCCAUCAUGCCCACCGCCGACACCUGGGACCGCGCCGUCACCUACUCGCCGCCGCGUGGACCCUACGACCCGCGCUUCCUGCUCGACGGCAAGGUCGACGAGGAGGACGGCUCGUACCUCAGCGGCCUCUUCGACAAGGGCAGCUUCGUCGAGACUCUCGGCGGCUGGGCCACGUCGGUCGUCACGGGCCGCGCCCGCCUCGGCGGCAUCCCCGUCGGUGUCAUUGCCGUCGAGACGCGCACCCUGGAGCGCGUCGUGCCCGCCGACCCGGCCAACCCCAACUCGACCGAGCAGCGCAUCAUGGAGGCCGGCCAAGUCUGGUACCCCAACUCGGCCUACAAGACGGCGCAGGCCAUCUGGGACUUUGACCGCGAGGGCCUGCCGCUGAUGAUUCUCGCCAACUGGCGUGGCUUCUCUGGCGGCCAGCAGGACAUGUACGACGAGGUUCUCAAGCAGGGCAGCAAGAUUGUCGACGGCCUCUCGUCGUACAAGCAGCCCGUCUUUGUCCACAUCCCGCCGAUGGGCGAGCUCCGCGGCGGCUCCUGGGUCGUCGUCGACUCGGCCAUCAACGACAACGGCAUGAUUGAGAUGUCGGCCGACGUCAACAGCGCGCGCGGAGGCGUCCUUGAGGCUUCGGGACUGAUCGAGAUCAAGUACCGCGCCGACAAGCAGCGCGCCACCAUGGAGCGACUCGACCCCACCUACGCGCAGCUGGCCAAGGCGGCCAAGGCGGCCACGGACCCGGCCGAGCAGGCCGCGGCGAGGAAGCAGCUGGCCGAGCGCGAGAAGCAGCUCUCGCCCAUCUUUACCGCCAUCGCCACCGAGUACGCCGACGCCCACGACCGUGCCGGACGCAUGCUGGCCGUUGGCGUCCUCCAGACGGCGCUGCCGUGGGAAAACGCGCGCCGCUACUUCUACUGGCGCCUGCGCCGCCGCAUGAGCGAGGUGGCCGCCAUCCGCACCAUCGGCGAGGCCAACCCGCUCCUCUCGGCGGCCGAGCAGCGCGCGUUGCUCGUGACGCUCGUCGGCGCACCCGAGGCCGACAACGACAAGAGCAUCGCCGAGCACCUCGAGGCCUCGGCAGGGCGCCUGGCCGACGCCGUCAAGAAGCUGCGCGCCCAGCACCUGCUGGCCCAGAUCUCGGCGCUCGACCCAGAGCUCCGCGCGCACAUUGCCGCCUCGAUCCAGCAGUGA